CGAGGCUCCGGGGCGAGAGGCUCAACCAUGGGUAGGCACUUAGGCACAGACGGAGCUAGCGCUGCAGACAGAGAAAGAGAAAAGAGCGUGAGAGAGUGAGCGAGCAAGUAGAAGAGAGACCGAGUGGGCGAAGGGGGGCUGCUUUUGGGAGCUUGCUCAACGCAGCAGCCGGCACAGCCAAUGCAGCCUCUGGUACUAUGGAAACUAAACCUCUGACCAAUGGAAAUAAUGGAGGCUACGAUGUGGCAGGUUCCUGAAGGGCAUGAGCGCCUUGUCUGCGGCCGGUGCUGUUCUGAUCUGGAGCCAGUGCUGGUGACAGGGACAUGGGCCUCUUCCUCAGGGCUUCCAGCACGCUCAGCACAAGCGACGACCUGGUCCACAGCACCACUGAAAGGGACGCCAGGGCAGCGCCACCACAGGCCCAGCACGCAGCAGAACAUUGGGUCCCAAGCUCCUGGUAGAUGCUCCACGUAGCCUUCUCUAAUGAGGAUGUCUGAUACUGUCACUGUAAAGGAGACGAGCGAGACCAUGAGGGGUCUGGAGACGGAGGAAUGCGGCUCGGCGCCGGCGGCCGACGGCAUCGGCGAGUCCGAGAGCCGGGAGCACGUCGAGCCCAACGGGGACGAGAACUGCUGCGACGAUAAGAGCGAAACGCAGGGGCAAAUACCCGGACAGAGCGCAAAGCGGCCCAAGUCUAACGCAAAGUUAAAGUUAGUUCGGAGCCUGGCCAUUUGUGAAGAACCCUCUCCUCCCCCAAUUACCUCUGAAUCGCCGCCAGAACAUCAGGAGGAGAUUCAGAUCAAGAUCUGUCAGUCGUUCGAGAAAGAGGAGGCUCCGGCCAGUAGGAACGAAGAUGAUCGAGAGAAAAGUGCAGAGAAGUUUGAAAAAUUGGAGAACAUGCAGCGCAAGAUUCUGUCAAGAGAUUCCAGCCAAGAAUACACCGACUCCACUGGGAUCGAUCUGCACCAGUUCCUGGUUAACACGCUGAAAAACAACCCCAGGGACAGAAUGAUGCUGCUGAAGCUGGAGCAGGACAUCCUGGACUUCAUCAGUAACAAUGAGAGCCAGAGAAGAAAGUUCCCCCCCAUGACGUCCUACCACAGAAUGCUCCUGCACCGAGUAGCUGCUUACUUUGGCUUAGACCACAACGUCGACCAAACAGGCAAAUGUGUGAUCAUCAACAAAACCAGCAAUACGAGGAUACCGGAUCAGAAGUUCUCCGAACACUUCAAAGAUGACAAGACGGACGAUUUCCAGAAGCGUUACAUAUUAAAAAGGGACAACUCCAGCAUGGACAAAGACGACAACUUGAUGCGAAUGAGGUUAAAAGACGACAGGAGGAGUAAAUCGAUAGAAGAGCGUGAAGAGGAGUAUCAACGGGCGAGAGAGAGAAUAUUUGCUGACGGUUUGGAUAUGUUCCCGCUCGAUAAAAGGAUCCAAGAGGACGACGCCUGCAACACCACUCAGCAGAGGCGGCAGAUUUUCAGGUUGAAACAUGGGCGUUCGGGGAACGGGACCAGCCGCCAGAGCAGUUCGGAGACCGAGGCUCGUUCCUCUGAGCCGCGGCCGUGGAGCAGCACGGACUCGGACAGCUCGAACCGCAACCUGAAGCCGGCCAUGACCAAGGCGAGCAGCUUCAGCGGCAUCUCGUUGCUCAUCCGCGGAGACAGCUCCAGCAGCGGCAAGAGUGCUUCACGCCUCUCUAAAACGGGUUCUGACUCUUCUAGUAGCGUAGGCUCAUCUACGGGCUCGCUCUCUCGCUCUCUGCCUCCCCCUCCCGUGGCUCCGUCCUUAGUCCAACUGGGCCACUCUGCGCCCUUGGCCUAUCCUACCGUCAGCACUAGUAGCAGUGUGUCCUGUGAGGGUGGCAGGAGCGGGGCGCCAACAACCGCAGCUAAUACUAGCUACUAUUUGCUUCCCCUGGAAGCAGCGGGAAUACCGCCUGGGAGCAUCCUGCUCAACCCGCACACAGGUCAGCCUUUUGUGAACCCGGAAGGCAACGCCGUGGUCUACAGCCCCAACGUGGCUCCUCAGGCUUCCAGGCCCCAGCAGCCUUUGCCUCCUCCACCACCUCCUCCUCCUCCUCCACCACCUCUACCUCCCGGCCCCCACCAGCAUCAGUCCACAAAUCAUGUGAUGUCUCAGCCUCUCUGGCCCGUCCAGCCCUCCGCUCAGCCGGUGCAGUACUCGGCGGUGUCUUACCCACCACAGCUCCUCUCCGUCUCCCCUAACCAACAGUACACUGUGCAAGACAACCUGAGCACCCAGUUCAGUCACAUGGGCCUGGCGCGGCAGCCGUCAGGCGAGGCCCGUGAUGCCCACACUGCCAUGUAUCCGUCCUCCAUGGUGCUCCAGGCCCCUCCUCCUCCUCCUCAGCAGGCCGGCUACAUGGUGCCCACGCCUGGGCAAAGCAUGCCAACCCCAAACUACUCCACUCCUGCGCCAGGCCCGGUGCCUGUCAACCAGCCAGUGAUGCAGCAGCAGGGCUACAUGCAGCAGUCUAUGCAGCAGAUGCCGUGUUACUGCACACCAGGCCAGUACCCUCUGUCCAGCCAGCAGUAUCGGUCAGUUGGCGCAGUGCAGUACAAUAGCCCCCAGGGCCAGGCGAUGCCCCCUCCCCCUCCUCCUCCUGCUCCUACCCAACAGCCAGGUUACCAAACUGUGAUGCCAAAUCAGCAGCCGAGCUACCAGAGCGUGGUGCAGCAGCCGGCAAAUCAAACCCUGGUCGGAGGCCAACAUAGCAAUAUGGGGAAUCAAAUGCAAGGCAUGAUGGUCCAGUAUCCCUCAGUGCCAUCUUAUCAGGUAUCCAUGCCUCAAGGAUCCCAGCAGACAUAUCAGCAGCCAGUCAUUAUUCCCAGCCAGUCAAGCCAUGCGUCCAGCAUUCAGGUCUACUACAGUGUUCUACCACCAAACCAACAGAACAACAUGAGGUACGCAAUCAUCUACGGACCAGAGGCCUUCACCAGGAACUGCUAUUCUCCCAACUCCACAGUGGGAUUCCUACCCCCUCCGGGCACGGAGCAGAUGCCGUUCCCUCGCACGUCCUCCCCCUGCAGUUCCCAACAGAUUCCCGCCCAGCAGUGCUCAGGCGUGCCUCCUCCACCCCCAGGUAGCGGCAUGGUGAUGAUGCAGCUCACGUUACCUCCUGGCCAGCAGCCUCGGCCGCACUCGCCUCCUCAGUGGAAACACAACAAGUACCACAGCCUGGACCAUCAACGCAGCCAGAAAUCCACCGACGUCUGCGCUCUAGACAGCUCCCAUAGCAGCGCUCAGCUCGGCAGCCCGUCCGCGUCCCCGGCGCAGUCGCCCGCUCCUUCCCACCUGACCAACGUCAAGAACGUCCGACCCGGCCUCGCCUCUCUUCCCAUCAUGCCUCAGUUCUCCAGAUCCGUUGUCCCGGGGCAAGGUGAUGCACGGUACCCUCUCCUCGGUCAGCCUCUUCAGUACAACCCUCAGAUUCGUCCUCCUUUGCUCCACGCGCCUUCCAUGGUCGCCAAUCACCAGGGCCCAGUGGGAAUUCGGCAUGGCGGUCGAGGCAGGAAGGGGCCCAGAAAGGCGCUCUCGACGGAUCUCAGUUGAUGGGGCAGGUCCAGGCGGUGACGCCGCCGCUCGGGGAUGACGGCUAAGUGCGGGCUGACUACCUGCAGGGGAAACUGUGCACGGUGGGCCUCAAACGUACGGCACCCGUGCUUAGCGUCCUCCUCCUCUCUUCUCACCCUCCGAUACAGCCCCAACCCUCCUGCCCACGGCCCCCACCAGGCACAGCGUCACAGGGGCAUCAUCCCCGGCACCCUGCAUUCUGGACGCAGCGAGCGGCCCGGCCUGAAGCGGGGAAAGCCAACUCUCAGUGAGAGUGUUAACUGUAACCGACCCCUACCACGACCCUUACAGCACCAGCACCCCUCCCUUACUCACCCUCACCCUCAUCCUCAACCUCACCUCUUCUCCUUUCUGACUCCGAGUUGCCCGUUUCUUUUUAAUUUAAUUUAUUUGAUUUUUUUUCUUUCCUUUUUUAAGGACACGCCUUUUCCUCCCUCCUGUCUCCACACUCUGGGUAUAGACACUUACAGGGGGGUGAGAAGUGCGUCUUUGUGAAGUUUGAGGUUUUUUUUUUUUUUUUUGAGAAAAGGAAAACGAACUUCAGUUCAGAAAAGCUCCUGACAGUACAGACGUAUAAAUAACGUCCUCUCUAUAUUAAACUGACUGGAACAUAUCAAAGGGCAACCUGUGUUUUUUUGUGUUUGUUUGUUUUUGUUUGUUUGUUUUGACUAUUUCUACUUUUUUAAUUUUGCCUCUUUUUAAAAAAAUUUUUUUAUCUGUUAUCAGACAAGUCCAACAUCGUUGUUUUUUUGCCCCUUGUCCAUCACCGGUGAUCAUAUUUACCCCUGUCUGAGGCCCUCCUGGUGCACAGCUGCCCCUCCGUACCAGCCAUCACCCCUCGGUGUGGUCAAAUCAUGGAGUCACCUCUGUGUUACACAGCGGGUCUCACGUUGUGCCUUCGAUCAGAGGCCGACUUUGCUUUUCUCCGACAAAGAAAAACGAAGACGCCUCAGUGUCUAGUGUAAAACGACGACCCACGCAUUGUUUUUUUUUUUUUUGUAAAUAAUUUAUACAGUAGCUAAAUAAUCCGAUCGUUUUCCCUCCCUCCGAAUGUCGGGGAAUUUUGUUCGUUCGGUUUCCGGACAUCCGACGAUUUUAACUUUUAUUUAAGACGUAACAGCGAAUCAUCCACUCAUCACUGCUAUUUUAAUAAUCCCCAUCUCCAACGAUUCUACGUCACCGAUUCUCUUCCUCCUAAAACCUUUUUGUUUUUCAAAAUCUUUUAAAAAAAUUAUAUACUGGGUCACUGGAUUAAAAAGAAAACACAAUUUGCACAUUUAUACAAUUCGCUAUAUAUAUAUAUAUAUAUAUAAAUAUAUAUAAAUAAAUAAAUAUAUUUUUCUUUUAUUUCUCAAUGAAAAUGUGUGGAUUCUGAACAGCUGUUUAAUGUUUACUGGUGUCAUUUUUAUUUCAGUUUGAAAAACCAAUAAAUGUUUACACCAAACGACGUCUUUA
Molecule: messenger RNA, 5055 nt
Organism: Tachysurus fulvidraco (yellow catfish)
Lineage: Eukaryota; Metazoa; Chordata; Actinopteri; Siluriformes; Bagridae
Product: R3H domain-containing protein 1-like
Exons: 27
Coding region: 484-3579 (1031 amino acids)
Molecular function (GO): nucleic acid binding
Source: RefSeq, a predicted model, not a curated record